CUCUCUGUAAAGUCAGGCUGAAUGAGAGUAAUUACUCAUUGGCGCGGGUGCAGUCCUCCAGCAACAUCUCUCUGUGUUGAGACAUGCAUCUCUGAACGGUCAUGAGGAGUGAUAAGGGUGUGCACUCCUGCUGCGGCUGGAUUCUCACUAAAUGCUGCUGCUGCUGUCAUGUGGGAGGUGGGUUUCACAGACGCUCUUCUAGACCUGAAAACUAUGCGGUUAGCGGCCCAGAAGGGAAGACGGAGUCUGUGACCACACUGCAGCCACAGGCAUCCCUGAACUCCCUGCAGAGCAGCUCCCCUGGACCCAAGCGCUCUGGAAAUACACUGAAGAAGUGGUUGACCAGCCCUGUCCGGCGCCUCAGUCACGGCAGCAACAUCAAGAAGAUCCCUAGCAAACAGAAGCAGAAACGUGAUAGACGAAAGAGCAUAGAUCUGGGGCCGCCUGAACUACAGGAUGACACCCUGGAGGAGAAAGUGCGUAAAGAAGGAACACUCUCCAAAUCUUCAUCAGGGAUGCACAGCGGAGGAGAGGAAGAGCCUGAGGACGAGUCUCACACUCCCCUCCCUCCACCAAUGGAGAUCAUCAAAGACCCGUCUGCUCAGGAAGAGAAGACGCUGGAGCCAGGCUCGUACCCAGGAUUCAGUUCAGUGAACCCAGCAGAGCAGAGCCCAGCGCCACCCAGAAACCCUGAACUGGAGCAGAAAGCCAAAGCACUGCGUGGACGAAUGUUUGUUGUGAAUGAAUUAAUCCAGACAGAAAAAGACUACGUGAAAGAUUUGGGUAUCGUGGUUGAGGGGUUUAUGAAGCGAAUAGAGGAGAAAGGAGUUCCUGAUGAUAUGAAAGGGAAAGAUAAGAUCGUCUUUGGAAACAUUCACCAAAUCUACGACUGGCACAAAGAUUUUUUUGUUGGCGAGCUGGAAAAAUGUCUUGAAGAUCAUGAAAAACUGCCUGGGCUGUUCAGUAAACAUGAGAGAAGACUGCACAUGUAUGUGGUUUACUGCCAGAACAAACCCAAAUCUGAAUUCAUUGUUGCAGAAUACGAUUCAUACUUCGAGGGGAUUCAACAAGACGUCAACUCAAGACUGAGCAUCAGUGAUUUUCUCAUUAAACCCAUUCAGAGAAUUACUAAAUACCAACUGCUACUAAAGGACUUCCUGAAGUACAGCGCAAAGGCAGGGUUGGAUUGUCAGGAUAUAGAGAAAGCAGUAGACCUGAUGUCCCAGGUGCCCAAGCUGUGCAAUGACAUGAUGAACCUGGGAAGACUGCAGGGAUUUGAGGGGAAGCUGACGAGUCAGGGAAAGCUCUUGCAGCAGGAGACUUUCUUUGUGACGGAGCAGGACUCUGGCGUUCUGUCCCGCAGUAAGGAGCGCAGGGUCUUCCUGUUUGAACAGAUCAUCAUCUUCAGCGAGCUCUUACGCAAAGGCUCGUCCACGCCAGGAUACCAGUUUAAAAAGAGCAUCAAGGUGAGCUUCCUCGGCCUGGAAGAGCAUGUUGAAAACGAUCCCUGUAAGUUUGUGCUGUCGUGUCGCGGCUCAGCCGAGCGUUUCACCCUGCAAGCUGCAAACACAGACAUUAAACAGGUCUGGGUUCAGCAUAUCACCGAGCUACUAGACUUACAGAGCAACUUCUUGUCAGCUCUGCAGUCUCCCAUCGAGUAUCAGAAGGAGCGCAGCGGCUCUCAGUCUCUGACCCGAAACUCCUCCAGCGGUGGGCGAGUGGGUCAGGCCAACAGCAGGCCCAGCUCCACUGUGUCUCUCGGGGCAGAGAAACCCUCUCUGUCUGGACGGAGCUCCACUCCCAUAAAGCUAACUACCUCCAGCAGUGGUCCGUGCCACGACAGAUACCACAGGCAGUUUGACGGUGUGGGCUGUAACGGUACGUCGUCCUCCCUGAUGGUGACUCAGGACUAUAAUGCACUGAAAGAGAACGAGAUCUGCGUCACGCAGGGUGAGACGGUGCAGAUACUGGCCACUAACCAGCAGAACAUGUACCUGGUGUACCGACCCGCUAACAGCCAGUCGCCGGCCGCGGAGGGCUGGGUGCCGGGACACAUCCUGGGCCCCCUCGCUAAACCCCUCAUAGACACUACUGCAGACUCAAACAUCAAGAAAUCUCUCUCGUGGAACACGCUUCGUGCUCGCAAGCGUGCAGAGAAGGACAGUGCGCCCCUCAAAAGUGACAUUAAAGUUGAGAAUGGACUGCGUAAGCCAAAGGAAAUUUUCAGCAGCAAAGGCACUGUGAAAGAUUCCCGCAGCUCGGAUGAGUCCGAUUGUGAGGAUGAACUAGACCCCAAAACUAGUAUGGAGUUACUGAACCCUAAUUUCAUCCAAGAUGUGGCUCCGGAGUUCCUGACGCCUCUAGCGGACGUGACGUGUGCUCUGGGGGAGACGGUGGUCCUGUGCUGUAAAGUCUGCGCUCGACCCAAGCCCACAAUCACCCUGAAAGGACCCGAUCAAAGUCUGCUGGUCAACAAUAACCGAUUCACGAUCAAUAUCAGGGAAUCAGGUGAUAUAGUGCUGAAGAUCUGUAAUCUGAUGCCUCAGGAUACUGGCAUCUACACGUGUGUGGCUGUGAAUGAUCAUGGCACUGCCUCCUCAUCUGCAUCUAUUAAAGUACAAGGUAUCCCAGCAGCCCCUGCUCGGCCUGUGGCACAGGAAGCCAGCAGCACCGCAGUGAUUGUCCACUGGCUUCCUCCAGCCAGCUCAGGAAACUCUGCCAUCUCCAGCUACACUGUGGAAUACAGGCAGGAAGACUCUCUGGUGUGGCACCAGUCGGUGGUCUCCACUGCAGACGUGUGUGUGAAGAUUGAGAAUCUGAUUCCUGGUGGCCAUUAUCAGUUCAGAGUCAGUGCCUGUAACCCCUGGGGCAUCAGCCCACCCAGUGAACCCUCAAACAUGGUGACAUUACCCAGCACAGCCUCGACAUACGACGGCACUGGAAUCCAGUGGAAAGACAACUUUGAAUCUGCAUUUACAGAAUUAUGUGAAAUUGGACGGGGUCGUUUCUCAGUGGUGAGGAAGUGUCUCAGUAAAUCCAGUAAGAAGGAGGUUGCUGUGAAGUUUGUCAAUAAGAAGAUGCAGAAGAAAGAGCAGGUGGCCCAUGAGGCUGAUAUCCUGCGUCAUGUCCAGCAUCCGCAGCUGGUGGCGCUGAUUGAUACCUAUGAGUCUCCCACGGCCUACAUGCUGGUUCUUGAGCUGGUUGAGGAUGGGCGUCUGCUGGACUAUCUGGUAGCUCACGAUGAGCUGAUGGAGGAGAAGGUGGCAUUCUUCAUUAAAGACACUCUGGAAGCUCUGCAGCACCUGCACACAUGCAGAGUAGCUCACCUGGACCUCAAGCCUGAAAACCUGUUGGUGGACCUCCAUGUGCCGGUGCCCUGCGUGAAGCUCUCAGAUCUGGGCGAUGCUGUACAGGUUUCGGGUCACCGCUACGUGCAUCUCCUCCUGGGGAACCCUGAGUUUGCCGCUCCAGAGCUCAUCCAGGGCACCCCGGUGUCCCUGUCCACAGACUUGUGGAGUGUAGGGGUGCUGGCCUACGUCAUGCUCAGUGGAGUCUCCCCGUUCCUGGACGAGAGCCUGGAGGAGACCUGCGUCAACAUCUGCAGGCUGGAUUUCUGCUUUCCUGAGGAGUACUUCAGUGACGUUAGCCAGGCCGCCAAAGACUUCAUUGUGUCCACGCUUCACCAGGACCCCAGGAAGAGGCCAAGCUCAGCUACAUGUCUGCAGCACCCGUGGGUCAGCGCUCAUAGUGGAGAUUACUCCAAAACACCGCUGGACACUGUCAGACUCGCUGCGUUUAUAGACCGACGCAAACAGCUACAUGAUGUCAGACCUGUGACAAACGUUAAAGGACUGGUCAGCAGCAGUAUGGGACACACCUUAUGAGACGAGAACGUGGGCUAGAGGAAAGAGGUUCUAGCAUGUUACAUGCUCUAUGUCAACAAUAGAUGUCAUUUACAUUAUAUAUCAUAUCAUUAGGAAUGUGCACUUACUGUACACAGUGUUUCCUGUAGCGUUUAUUGGCCUGCUCCAUUAUGACUUGUGGCCCGGGGAGUUAAUAGAUUGAGAAAAUACAAGUAAACUGGAAUUGCAGGAAUUGCAGAGCUAGGAGUAGUAACAUCAUUGAAUGUCAUAUUAAGGCUUAAGGUGAUGUGUUUUAGAGCUUUCAAAGUCCUAAACAGACCAGUAGUUGGGUGUUGUAUGUUCAGUUGUAUUGCGAGGUUUUACAGGAAAAGUUUAACCAAAAACGAGAAUUCUGUCAUCACUUACUCGUGCUGUUCCAGAUUCAUAAGAUGUGCUAAAACAAAACAAGUUUUAGUCUUUUCUAUUCAAUGAAAGUCAAAUUUCAUGUGUGUUCACAUAUAUUCAAAUAUGGCACAUCAGGUUUGAUAUCUAUGAUGCUGAAUGGCUUUGGUUGUCUCGUUUAUCAUAACCAAUUGCAACAUACCAGUUUGAAUAUGUGUAAGUGCAAAUGUUAUUUUAGAGGUCCAAUGGGAAGAGAACAGUCAAUUCCUCAAUUUUAUGAUACUUUUAGCUCAUAUUUGGAGCUCAGUAUACAUCAGUACUCAUUUAAUUUCAAAUUCAAUUAUGGGUUUGGAGCGACAUGAGUAAAUGAAUGAUGACUGAAUGUAAUACAAUGUGGUUGACGAUUGGAUGUGAAAAGAAAUUUAGUGAUCCAACAUCUUGCAGCAGAUAUAUUUUUCACAGGACCAUUAAGAUAAUUUAAAGAAUGUAGAAAUAACUGAUCAUCCACAUCUAACCUGUAAUGUAUUCAGUUUUCAUAGUAUGGGGUCAUGAGUAUCAUCAUUGUCAUUAGGCAUAAUGAGGAAUUUGAAUGUCUUAAAAUGAAUUGAAUAAAAUGUUGUUUUCUUAUUUGUCUGAGUUGAAAUGACAAUAAUUUGCAGACUAAAGUUAUUAUAGUUCAGCACUU
Molecule: messenger RNA, 4929 nt
Organism: Sinocyclocheilus rhinocerous
Lineage: Eukaryota; Metazoa; Chordata; Actinopteri; Cypriniformes; Cyprinidae
Product: kalirin-like
Exons: 26
Coding region: 102-3884 (1260 amino acids)
Biological process (GO): axon guidance; protein phosphorylation; intracellular signal transduction
Cellular component (GO): extrinsic component of membrane; postsynaptic density; cytoplasm
Molecular function (GO): guanyl-nucleotide exchange factor activity; protein kinase activity; ATP binding
Source: RefSeq, a predicted model, not a curated record